Molecule: messenger RNA, 1156 nt
Organism: Dama dama (fallow deer)
Lineage: Eukaryota; Metazoa; Chordata; Mammalia; Artiodactyla; Cervidae
Product: leptin receptor gene-related protein-like
Exons: 1
Coding region: 7-402 (131 amino acids)
Biological process (GO): late endosome to vacuole transport via multivesicular body sorting pathway; negative regulation of growth hormone receptor signaling pathway
Cellular component (GO): endosome
Source: RefSeq, a predicted model, not a curated record
GGAGACAUGGCUGGCGUUAAAGCUCUUGUGGCAUUAUCUUUCAGUGGGGCUAUUGGGCUGACUUUUCUGAUGCUGGGAUGUGCCUUAGAGGAUUAUGGCGUUUACUGGCCUUUGUUUGUCCUGAUUUUCCACGCCAUCUCUCCCAUCCCCUAUUUCACUGCCAAACGAGCAACAUAUGACUCCGAUGCAACAAGUAGUGCCUGUCGGGAACUGGCUUAUUUUUUCACUACAGGAAUUGUUGUUUCUGCCUUUGGAUUUCCUGUUAUUCUUGCUCGUGUGUCUGUGAUCAAAUGGGGAGCCUGUGGUCUGGUGCUGGCAGGCAAUGCAGUGAUUUUCCUUACAAUUCAAGGUUUCUUCCUUGUAUUUGGAAGAGGAGAUGAUUUUAGCUGGGAGCAGUGGUAGCCCCUGCUUUAUCCUGAUAAAAUGCAUUUAAUUUCUUAGAAUUCAUGCUGUAUGUAUAUGUGUGCACAUGUGGCCUUUUACUAUGAAAUUUAAUACGCUGGUGUUUUAUACCUUUGUAAUCAUGUUCACUUUAAGGAGGACUACAAGGGGAAAAGGCUAGUUUUAUUCCCAACCAGUAGACUUCUCCAAUUCACUCAAGUUGAGUUAUGUUGUUCAGCUGUUCAUAUAGUCAUAGUAUGGUGCUGUCAGAAAAUACGUCAACAUACAUUUGCCCACUCUGUGCCACGUCUCCACCUGUAGCCCAGGGAUGCGUUUGGGUGGGUCUAUAACACUGGGGUUAUCUCAGCUCUCCUCAGGACUUCCAGCAUAUACUUGUGGCCCCGUCUUUGUGUUGCAGACUCUUGCUUCUCAAAGUAUGGUCCAUAGGCUAGGAGCAUCAGCAUCUCAAAGUGUGGUCCAUAGGAGCUUAACUACAAAUGCAGAACCUGUGGCCCCACCUCCAACCCAGCUCACUUUGGUGAGCUCCCAAGUGAAUCCUAUGCACAUGAAAGUCUGAGAAGCAUGUUCAUGAAGAAAUAAGCAUUGCUGUCCCCUUGGCUGAACCACUUAGCCUGUGUGGGCAUUAGCUGCUUGGAAAAAGCUGUUUCCCUUCUGCUCAUGUUGAGGCCUAGUUCAGAUUCUCCUUGGUUUGUGCAGUGUCCAAACCCAUAAUUUAUAGGCUGUUCCUCAGGUUUGGGAAGUGUUCUCAGUACCG